Pseudo-nitzschia multistriata is the source of this 1425-nucleotide messenger RNA. Lineage: Eukaryota; Bacillariophyta; Bacillariophyceae; Bacillariales; Bacillariaceae. The record is from the annotation of a GenBank genome assembly.
UGUUUGACUUGUUGUUGGUGUGAUACCAAAGAGUAGAACAUAAUCGACCUCCACUAAGUGCAUAUUUUCAACGCAUUACGUUACAAUAAAUCACAAUGGCAUUCGGACGAAAAGGACCAAAGAUUGUGGAAGCACCUCCAGUAGAGGACAUUGCGGAUCCCACCGCCUGGAUUUUGGACAAUGAGUUUGCCAACUUUGUGCUCAUGAACACCCAUGAAAUCGUGAGUCGCGKUCGCGGUCGUUGUCAUUUCGCUUCGCUGGAUGCCUGCCUGCGGUGUCACGAGAGCACUCUAGCCAGUUGCUGCCAGCCAAAGCCAAAUCUUAGGUCUUCGUUGCAUGUCGUUCUUAUUCUCACGAAGCGUCGUUUUCUUUUUCCUUUUGACUGACUCCCUCUCUUCCGCUCGUGAUGUAUCGCUGCCCCUAUUACCAACUGUCUUUCGUAUCGGAAACCAUUCGCGCUACGCAACUGGUUACAAUACCAURCAAUGAAAUACACCGCAACGAUUAAACCUAUGUAGAAAUAUAUGUGCAUGAUUGGSUACACCUUCUUGCACGGCUGCAAGGUCUUCAAAAAGUUCAAGCCCGACGCCCCCUUUUCCUACAAGCUCGUCAACUUGGCCAUGGCAUGCACGGGCGGCGGAAUUUUGGUCCCUAUUUUCCUCAAUACCGUCCCCGUUACGCUUUCCAUCGACGCCUAUCCGAUCGCAAUCAUGAUCUCGUACCUGCUCCACACGUACAUUCCCAGCCUGCGAGAGGUCCUGGAGCUCUCCGGAAUCUUCAAGGCGGUGGUCAUUCUCUUCUACGAGAGCAUCCGCGCCUACGUCGUAACCCURUUCACCGGAUUAGCAGCUUCUACCAUUGCCGCCUCCCAGUUUUCCUUCCCUGUCUUUGGGCCGAUUAUUUGCGGAACAAUCGGUGGAUGCGGUGGCGCCUUUUUGCCUCUCGACAAGGGUCUUGCGCCCCUCCAUGACGGUCUCCCUGCUCCAGUSUUUUCGGCGUUUGUUGGGGCAACCUUUUUCCACCUUUUCACCCAGCUUUACGCCGAGGAAGUUGUCGACUGCAAGAAAAAGGGCAAGGUUAUUGUAGCCYUGUGGUUCAUCAUCUACGCCUACGUCAAGGCGGGUCUUUUUUCCGCCCCAUCGACCAAGGCACCAGAAGCACCAAAAACUGAGGUUAAGGAGGCUCCCAUCAAGGUCGAAAAGACCGAAUGAACGGGCUUGAAYGAAAGAAAAUAGAGCUGCGAAAUAGGGGAGCACGAUCCGGUUGCGAUCUGCUCCUUGUGGAAUCAGAAAUGUAUCCGAUUCUGUUUCGUCUGUCUUGUUACGACACAGAAUGCAUCGUGCGGUAGCRUAUAUGUUGCACAUUGUUUUGUGCAUUGAGUAUUGAGUGGAGUGGAAGAUGUUGCAAUAAAAAUCAAUCCGCGAC